Anneissia japonica is the source of this 3013-nucleotide messenger RNA. RefSeq names its product prefoldin subunit 4-like. The record is from RefSeq and is a predicted model, not a curated record. The coding region runs from base 113 to 526 and encodes 137 amino acids. Gene Ontology annotation, biological process: protein folding. Gene Ontology annotation, cellular component: prefoldin complex; cytoplasm. The transcript is spliced from 4 exons. NCBI's taxonomy places the organism in Eukaryota, Metazoa, Echinodermata, Crinoidea, Comatulida, Comatulidae.
CGGACAUUGAAACGCACACUUGGCCUUCAGGGUAGAAAACAGCACAGUGAGAUCAAAAUUGGAAUUUAAAUCUUUCAGCAUUUUACUUGUUGUUGUUGUUUCCAUUUGUGUAAUGGCGAGUGCUCUUGCAAUUUCACCUUCCACAGGACAAGAAGAAGGUGCUCAAGUCACAUUUGAUGAUCAACAGAAAAUUAAUAAAUAUGCUCGCAAAACCAGUAAGCUCACUGAACUCAUGGAAGAAAUAAAUAACAAAAAGAAAGAACUUCAGAAAUUGGAAGAUGCAGCCGAAGAUCUUCUGAUGGUUGAUGAUGAUGCUAUUAUCCCAUAUAAGAUUGGUGAAUCAUUUCUUGGUCACACUGUUGAAGACACUCAGGCACUUGUGGAAACUGCAAAGGAGGUUGUACAGAAAGACAUCGAGCAACUAGAAGAGGAUGCACAACAAAUCAGAAACACCCUCUCAGAACUGAAGGUGCAGCUUUACGCCAAAUUUGGCAACAGCAUAAAUUUAGAGAUGGAUGACGCAUAAGUGGACAUAAAUUUGCUGCAAUGUACACUGUGUUUGCUUGGCUUAGUGACCAACAGCACGUCUGCCACCCUCACAAGAAUUCUAAAAUCUUAAAACAUUUUUUGUGGAUUCUUGUUUUGAAAUUGAUGGCUUGGCUCGGGGAUCAAGAAUGUGUAUGCUGCCCUUACAAGGCUUCUUAAUCUUAAUUCGUUUUUUGUGGAAGCUUGAUUCAAUUCUUUCAACAUGGUUGUGAUGCACGAAAAAAACAAACAGCACAUAAUUUGCUUAAGCUGCAAAUAUAGAUUUGCUUUCAGAAUUUAAUGGUAGACAAAUAAAUCUAAAUCACAUCAGUUGGUUAAGCAAUAAAUUAGGGUAAAUUAUUAUACAGAUAUUGCCUGCUUAGAGGUGUAAUAUGACAUUUAAUCCCAGAGGGAAUUAUAUUUUUACGAGGGAGUAUAUCUUCCCAAAGUGCGUAGCGCUGAGGGAAAAUAUAGUCCUGAGAGAACAAUAUAAUUCCCAAGGGGAUAUCAAAUGUUAUUAUUACACCGAUUGAAAAGGCAAUAUCUGUUAUAUUACAUAGCCAAAAAUAGAUGCAAAUAAUUAACUGAACACAUUACUUUAAAUAUCAAGAAAUUUUAUUUAACUUUUACACAAUAUCUGUUCCAUUUCAUAGCCAAAAUACUUCAUAUUACUUUCACUUUUUAAAAAUGUUUCUGUAGUCCGUAGCGUAGCGAUAUCAUUGAAUUCACCAUUUGCUCUCCUUACCUAAGUGUAGAAUGACCGGAGAAACGCAUUGAGCUCUGGUGCUGUGAAAUUUUCAAUGCAAGUAAUUGAUGAUUCCUUGGCUUUACAAUAUUCACUGAGUGGUCCUACAUUAAUUGACGAAUUCGCAACAAAUUUUGUACUGUUAAUCCUUUCCAAUUCGUCUUUGUCAAGAGAUUUAAACUUAUUUGAAGUCGUCAUUUUCGAAGCGCUAGGCUUACACCUUCACAAUUCGUGAUCAUAAUAGAAAUUAAUGGAAUGGUACAUAAUAUUCAAGGAAAUACACCAUUAAGUUUUGGCAGAAAAGGUCAAAGGACAAAAUCAAGGUCAUGGAAUUUCGAUUUUUUUUCAUCCAGAGCAUAAAAGAAAAUAAUGCAAUGGCCCCAUCAUAGAUGGCCUGACUUGUUCAAUAGUCAGGCACAGGGAGGAAAAUAUCAUGGAUUUAACCACCACACGUACACGGCCUACGUAUUCUUCGGUAUUACCGAGCUUUCGAAAUGGGCCAUGCAGGGAGCUGCGACGGGGAAUUCAGUCAACCAUGAAUGUCGUACUAUGCACUUCCCAUGUUAACAUCAAAGCUGUUUCGAUUUACAGGAAGACGCGCUCCCUCGUAUCGUGUGAUCAAUUAUGCAGACGCCCCCAGCAAGCACGUAUUUAUAAAACUCGCGUUGCCAUAAUCAACACAAUCCCAAAUCGCUUAAAGCCCGUUGUCAAAUCCACACAACGAAUGACUUCCCCAUGUAUUCGCAUGCACAGUACGGUUUCACGCUUCACUGCCCAUCGUAGAACGCCGCGUCGUCCAAAUCGAAAGCUGCUUAUUCAUGCACUGGGCAAAGGUAUGCACUCUAUCAUGGAGUGACUACUCUAGUUUAUUUAUUUUUAACCAAAAGCCAAACAUACAUAUAAUACUGUAUGUGUGUGUGUUUUAUACAUGAUACAUAAUAUAUAACUGUUCAUUAAAACUAAAAACAGUGCUACGAUUAAAGAACAAUGAUUUAAAGAUCAUAAAUUAUAGUACAGUAGUCGCUAUGUAUAGGGACAGAAAAGAAAUAAAUUGCUUCAAUUUAGUGAAUGUAACAAAUAUUAUAAUGCACUAUAUUUCCGUAGUAACCAUUGAGAUGGGAGCAGGUGCUUCCAAAAAUGUGGUUUGUGCAAUAAUUAUGCUGUAGAUCAGCCUUAGGGUAUUAUUUACUACUUGAAGAAUGGAUUUCAUAUCUAUCUACUGUGGUGUCAGAGAUAUAAGGCUUCAUUGGGCCCUUUUACCCUGGUGGCUGGGGCUGCUUAGGCCUUAGUAGGUUGUAAGCCAAACUCCCUUACUACUCUACCAUUCUUGAAGGCAUAUUUGUAUGGUUUUUUUGUUUUUUUUUUAACACUCAUUAAGAAGCUCCGAUAGGCCAAUUUCGGGGCCACGUUUUUUGAGGAAAUAUAAUGCCGAUUAAAUUUUCGGGGUCCGUUUAAGGUUCAAAUCAAACCAUUCUUCAGUGUUAGCAGCCAAUGAGGGCUCACAGGGGCUAAGACACUAUGGUAUAGCAAACCAUACAUUUAACUUGUGUUCUGAACUUGAUAAGAGUUCAUGGCAGAAUUUGUUAAUUUAAUACAUUUUGAGGAAAAUCUAUCGUACUGCAGGCCUACAAAUAUGGCAGAAUUGACUUGUGUAUAACUAUCCACGGUAUCUGUAUUGUCUAUUUGUGAAUACAGAUGUGAUUAGAAAGCACAAAAUAAAACCGUGCCGUUUGAGUGAAGCUA